AUGGCGGCCUACAUGGUCCACAGACUCUUUUUCACUAUUAUGUUAAGAAAACGGGCACUGACUGUAAAGAAAGUCUACUUUCUGUCAUGCGAUUACACUGGAAAAGGUUGCAGUUGUUGGGGGGCUGUCAGUUCUUCUGCACCAUUCGGUUCCUCGGAUUCUCCAACAGCAGCAGAGUUCUGUGUCUCCGGGGAUAUCGUGAGUCACUUUGAUCACCUUGUUCAGCGCGGCUCCAUGAAGACAGAUGCCCAGCAGAGAUAUGUUCUCCAGCGGCUGGCUCACCUGCAGAAUGCUCUAACGUCCUACAGUAACAGCAUGUACAUGAACACACCAGCACGACUGCAUAAAGACGACAGCUGUCAGACUCAGAAUGAUGACAUAAUAACAGCAAGAAAGGAGGAACCGACUCCACCACCACCACCACCACCACCACCUAAAGGUCUCUAUAUUUAUGGAGAUGUUGGCACAGGGAAGACCACGCUCAUGGAUUUGUUUUACUCCCAUGUAGAAAAUAAACUUAAAAAGAGAGUCCACUUCAAUAGCUUCAUGCUGGACAUCCACAAAAGGAUCCAUCAGAGGAAACAAAGCCUGCCAAAACGAAGGCUAGGGAAAAUGUUCACCUAUGACCCCAUAUCGCCGGUUGCCAUGGAGAUUAGUGGGGAGAUCUGCCUCUUGUGUUUUGAUGAGUUUCAGGUGACUGACGUUGCAGAUGCUAUGAUCCUGAAGCAGCUGUUUGAGACGCUGUUCAAAACUGGAGUGGUGGUGGUGGCCACCUCCAACAGGCCCCCUGAAGAUCUGUACAAAAAUGGACUUCAGAGGGACACCUUCCUACCUUUCAUCGACGUGCUAAAGGAAUACUGUCACGCUGUAUGCCUGGACUCAGGGAUUGACUACAGGAUGCUGGAAAAACCUGCAGCUGGAAAACUUUACUACCUCACAGAGGAACCCGGUGCAGAAGCCUGCUUGGACACGCUGUUUGAAGAGUUGGCAUUAAGACAGAGGAGUGUUACGGGUCGUCGGGUGCUCAGUGUUCUGGGCAGAGAUGUUACUCUGAAGAAAACCUGUGGCUCCAUCGCUGACUGUACCUUUGACGAGCUGUGUGGCAGACCUCUGGGAGCCGGUGAUUACCUGGAGAUGGCUCAGAUCUUUGACACCGUAUUCAUCCGCCACGUUCCCAUUCUGACGCUGAGUCUGAAGGACCAGGCCAGACGCUUCACCACCCUCAUAGACACCCUCUACGACAGCAAGGUGAGAGUGGCGUUGCUGGCAGCGGCUCCUUUAGACCGGCUCUUUGUCCGCACUGGAGGAGAAGACGAGCGAGAUCGACAGCUGCUGGACGAUCUGGGCCUCAGCGGGGAGGCAGCAGAGAGACUCACACUGUUCACGGUGGAGGAGGAGAUCUUUGCCUUCCAGAGAACUGUCUCCAGGCUGAAGGAGAUGCAGACGGAGUCCUACUGGAUGGAGGGAGAUCGCAGUUCCAGCAGAAGACACAUGAACGCAUCUGGGACAGACUGUCAUUGUAAUGAUCUGUCUCCAGACAGGACGGAGCCUUGUUGA
Molecule: messenger RNA, 1557 nt
Organism: Nematolebias whitei (Rio pearlfish)
Lineage: Eukaryota; Metazoa; Chordata; Actinopteri; Cyprinodontiformes; Rivulidae
Gene: afg1lb
Product: AFG1 like ATPase b
Exons: 13
Coding region: 1-1557 (518 amino acids)
Cellular component (GO): mitochondrion; cytoplasm
Molecular function (GO): ATP binding; ATP hydrolysis activity
Source: RefSeq, a predicted model, not a curated record